GGAGGCAGGAAGCCCUGGCUGCUGGUGGCGGGGCGGGACUCUGGCCUGACCUAUACGUGGGUGCGCCUGUUUUUCUGGUUCAGCCCUGGGUUGCAGCCCUGGAGAUGAUGUCGACCUUGGGAGAGACCACUGCACUGUCUCUAGCGGCGCGGUGUGGAGGAGGGAAGGGCGAGGGUUAGAAAAACGGACCUUUACCCUGGCCGAGCAGGUGCCAUGCCUUUCCAGAUGAUGUUACUUUUGUGCCGUUUAUGAGCGACUAAGACAUUGCGCCGCACCUGAAUAACUUAAAGCCUUCACCUAAAGCCCCCAGUGAGAUGCACAAAGAAAUGGAAUGUCUCCAAAACAUAUUUUUUUCAGAACUUUCUCUAAAACAACUCACGCUGCUGAUACCCCCAGAGCCGAAGGUGCCAUAAUUGCUGAAGUUUAAAAGAAAAUUUAUACAAGGAAUAAGUAAUUCAGGAAACGGAACCCAAUCUAGAGGUUUAAAAAAAAAAAAAAAAUCAAGUGCCUGGGAAGUGGGGUGGGGUGGCCUGCUUCCUGGAAAUCUGUGUUCGGUAGUAAGUAAAAAAGACAGCUUUCAAAGUAAGCCCCAGUGAGCACACUGCUUUCCAAACAUCCUGCUCAUUACUGAGAAUAACAUGAAGUCCUGGAUUUUAAGCUAUUUCCGAAGACAUAGUAGAUAUCACUAGGAUGCCGGUUUAUGGUCUCAUGAUUUAAGGCCCUGUCAAGGUCAUUAACGUAGAUUUGUUCCAGCUGAUAAAUUAUACCUGACUGUUUGAUUGUCCGUGUCAAUAUUUUUGAGGGUGGGUUUUGACGGUUGUUUUACACAGAAAUUAAGCCACCGUGUUUUGUUUUUAUCCCGACCUUGUUUCCAUUGGAAAUUUUGUGUUUUCAGGAUGGAUGCUACAUUGUAUUUCAAAAAUAUACUCUGCCACUGGAUUAUAGUGGGCAUUGUGUAACUACACUAUACAUAUCUUUAUUUUUAAUACAAGUUAAUGUCGCUGAGCAGUAGACUCUUUGUUUACCGUUUGCACCAUGAGAGCUUCUCCAUUCAAAGCGUGAAAUGUUAUUGGAAUCUACCUGGAAAAUGAACUGGCUGAUUGUUUUCUGUUCAGAAACGCAUACAGCAAAUUGCCACUGAGAAUCUACUUUUGCAUAUAUUUUGGCUGUAAUUUAUGUAGCAACUGGGUCUUGGGAAUUUCAAGAAGAAACUUGUUUUCUUAUCCCCACCUGUAAAGUAAACACCAAAAUUUAAAUUAUAAGGCAGAUAACCUAAGUCCUUUACCCCUAUCUCAGCCUUCAAGGCCUGUUUCUUGGUACCCUUUCCCUGUUUCAUAGGAGUCUUACGGUUUGUGGGAGGCUUGAAGGGAGUAAUGAGGGACCUGUUUCCUAAGGAUGUCCUCAGUAGAGAGAUUUGCUUCUGGAGGAGAGAGUGUCUUUGGGGUUGGUUCCUAAGAAGGACUGAUAAAAAUAUUAUAAAGGAUUGUUAAUAAUAGUUCCCUCUUCUUACUUUCAGCACAUAGGACUUAAUUAACACCAUUUGAUCAUUUCCUUCCUUUAGGACCCUUCCCAGCUGUAAGAAUUUACUGCUACAAUCCAAGAAAUGAGAUUGCAUUUUACAAGAAAAGAAGGCUGAUAAUUCUUGCCCAAAACAUGAGAAGUAGAAGGAAUGUGAGAGAAAAUAAUGUAGAUUCCAUCCAGGAAGUGCUAGGUGCUUUCCUGAUGAAGUGAUUGAGAAGAAACAGUGAACGUCCUCAUUUCACAGAUAAGACAGCAUGGAUCAGCCUUUUACUGUGAAUUCUCUGAAAAAGUUAGCUGCUAUGCCUGACCAUACAGAUGUUUCCCUAAGCCCAGAAGAGCGAGUCCGUGCCCUAAGCAAACUUGGUUGUAAUAUCACCAUCAGUGAAGACAUCACUCCACGACGUUACUUUAGGUCUGGAGUAGAGAUGGAGAGGAUGGCGUCUGUGUAUUUGGAAGAAGGAAAUUUGGAAAAUGCCUUUGUUCUUUAUAAUAAAUUUAUAACCUUGUUUGUAGAAAAGCUUCCUAACCAUCGAGAUUACCAGCAAUGUGCAGUACCUGAAAAGCAGGAUAUUAUGAAGAAACUGAAGGAAAUUGCAUUCCCAAGGACAGAUGAAUUGAAAAACGACCUUUUAAAGAAAUAUAACGUAGAAUACCAAGAAUAUUUGCAAAGCAAAAACAAAUAUAAAGCUGAAAUUCUCAAAAAACUGGAGCAUCAGAGAUUGAUAGAGGCAGAAAGGAAGCGGAUUGCUCAGAUGCGCCAGCAGCAACUAGAAUCGGAGCAGUUUCUGUUUUUCGAAGAUCAACUCAAGAAGCAAGAGUUAGCCCGAGGUCAGAUGCAAAGUCAGCAAACCUCAGGGCUGUCGGAGCAGAUUGAUGGGAGUGCUUUGUCCUGCUUUUCCACACACCAGAACAAUUCCUUGCUGAAUGUAUUUGCAGAUCAACCUAAUAAAAGUGACGCAACCAAUUAUGCUAGCCACUCUCCUCCUGUAAACAGGGCCUUAACGCCAGCUGCUACUCUAAGUGCUGUUCAGAAUUUAGUGGUUGAAGGACUGCGAUGUGCAGUUUUGCCAAAAGAUCUUUGCCACAAAUUUCUGCAGCUGGCAGAAUCUAAUACAGUGAGAGGAAUAGAAACCUGUGGAAUACUCUGUGGAAAACUGACACAUAAUGAAUUUACUAUUACUCAUGUAAUUGUGCCAAAGCAGUCUGCGGGACCAGACUAUUGUGACGUGGAGAAUGUAGAGGAAUUAUUCAAUGUGCAGGAUCAACAUGAUCUCCUCACUCUAGGAUGGAUUCAUACGCAUCCCACUCAAACUGCAUUCUUAUCCAGCGUUGAUCUUCACACUCACUGUUCCUAUCAACUCAUGUUACCAGAGGCCAUUGCCAUUGUUUGCUCACCAAAGCAUAAAGACACUGGCAUCUUCAGGCUCACCAAUGCUGGCAUGCUUGAGGUUUCUGCUUGUAAAAAAAAGGGCUUUCAUCCACACACCAAGGAGCCCAGGCUGUUCAGUAUAUGCAAACAUGUGUUGGUAAAAGACAUAAAAAUAAUUGUGUUGGAUCUGAGGUGAUAUGUUCUGAAUGUAAGCACCGUCAACAUCAGACACCUACUCACGGACAUGUGGUUGCCGGAUUUUCUUAAGAUGUUUCCAGAAAUGACUGAUAUUUUAUAUUUAUACAUUUUAGAUCAGAAAGCUUGAUAUUUAUUGCUGUUGCACAUUUUGAAGUUUUCUUUUUGGGUUGCUCUGUGUUAAGAGAGGUUACAUGGUGUUAAAUCGGUACCUAAUAAUGUGACCAAAUACUAUGACCAGAUAAUAAAUUGUGCUGCAAACAA
This is a messenger RNA of Cercocebus atys (sooty mangabey), 3349 nucleotides long. RefSeq names its product STAM binding protein-like 1 (gene STAMBPL1). Gene Ontology annotation, molecular function: protein binding; K63-linked deubiquitinase activity; metal-dependent deubiquitinase activity. Bases 1776 to 3086 code for a protein of 436 amino acids. Gene Ontology annotation, biological process: protein K63-linked deubiquitination. Lineage: Eukaryota; Metazoa; Chordata; Mammalia; Primates; Cercopithecidae. Gene Ontology annotation, cellular component: membrane; endosome. The transcript is spliced from 11 exons. The record is from RefSeq and is a predicted model, not a curated record.